GAGGAGUAUGGCAGAGUACUGUGAGUGAAGUAGUGGCAGGGUUAGCUUACCUAUUCUUUAAGUAUUACGAUAUCUGGGAGAGAGCAAACUGAACCUUUUGGCAAGCAAUGGAGGUUUCGAUUCCUACUGUGAGCUAGCACUGGCGGUACUUCUAUCACUGAUGACUCUGGGGUUGUAGCACAAAGGAAAUAACUGUUGCUAGCUUUUUUCACAUCUACACUUUACAAUGGCCGGUGGUAUUACUGAAACUGGAGAGCUCUAUUCUCCCUAUGUGGGAAUGGUGUACAUGUUUAACUUGAUUGUCGGGACCGGAGCCCUAACUAUGCCAAAAGCCUUUGCAACUGCUGGAUGGGUUGUCAGUCUUGCCUUAAUCAUCUUCCUUGGCUUCAUGAGUUAUAUGACAACGACAUUUGUGAUCGAGUCAAUGGCUGCUGCAAAUGCACACUUACGUUGGAAAAGAAGAGAGAAGAAGAAAGCAGAUGAUGAUGCUGAUUCCUCCCCUGGUGUCUCAGAUGUGGAAGAUGAUGAUGUGGUGAUCCGUGGAGCAUCAGAGACACGACCUAUUUUGUCAGUGCAAAGAAGUGGAUCCUGUGACAGCUUUAACAUUGAAGAACGUGUAGAAAUGGGACAGAUGGCUUCCAUGUUUUUUAACAAAGUGGGAGUCAACAUGUUUUACAUCUGUAUUAUUGUCUACCUCUAUGGGGACCUGGCCAUCUACGCAGCAGCUGUGCCUGUCUCACUGAUGCAGGUGACUUGCUUUAGCAGUGGUAAUAAUUCAUGUAGUGGAGGAAGCAGUGAAAAGCACAACGACACUGAUCCAUGUUGGGGUUCUCUGAAAAGGAUAGAUGCCUAUAGGAUAUUUUUGACUAUAUUUAUUCUUUUCCUGGGGCCAUUUACAUUUUUCAAUGCUCAGAAGACAAAGUACCUCCAGAUCAUCACAUCUUUAAUGCGAUGGAUAGCUUUUACCAUCAUGAUUGUGUUAGCAUUAAUCCGAAUUGGCAAAGGCCAAGGAGAUGGCGACCCACCUGUAGCCAAGCUGUCUGGAAUCCCCAAUCUCUUUGGUGUGUGUGUUUAUUCCUUUAUGUGCCAGCACUCUCUGCCAUCUGUGGUUACACCCAUCUCCUCUAAGAAGCACAUUAACAAGCUCUUUUUGCUGGAUUACUUCUUCAUCCUUGGCUUUUACCUUCUGCUGAGCUUCACAGCCAUAUUUUGCUUCAAGAGCAGUUCUAUUAUGGACAUGUACACUCUGAAUUUUACCAACUGUGACAUUAUUAAAAUUGCCUUCUUUCGAUACUUUCUUGGACUUUUUCCUGUAUUUACAAUUAGCACAAACUUCCCAAUUAUUGCUGUAACCCUCAGGAACAACUGGAAGACCCUUUUCCACAGAGAGGGUGGGACCUAUCCCUGGCUGGUGGAUCGUAUUAUCUUUCCUCUCAUAACUCUCAUCCCUCCCGUUAUCAUUGCAUUUACCACCCACAAUUUAGAGAUGCUUGUGGGCAUUACAGGUGCAUAUGCAGGCACAGGCAUCCAGUACAUCAUACCUGCAUUCUUGGUCUUCUGUAGCCGCAAGGAUAUGCGCCUCAUAUUUGGCAGUCAUUUUGUCAACAAACAUCGUUCUCCCUUCAAGCAUACAUUCUGGGUAUUUUUUGUAUUUCUGUGGGCCGUCUUCUGCCUUAUGUUUGUGACUGCUAAUAUAAUCCUUACUGAAACCAAACACUAACAGAAAAACAUCACAGUUGUGGUUAUUUAAAGUGUUCACAAUGGCUUUUAGGAGAAACUGUACUUCUGCUAUAUAUUAAGGUUAUUUAUGACCAUUUUCAGAAGUGGAGACCUGGGUUCACUACUAAGAAGGUUAUUCACCCGUUAAUUGCUGAAUAAAGCCAAAUAGUCCACCUUUUUGUCAGGAAGGUCAGAUAUCAAUUUAAAAUUAUUAAAUACCACGUGGAAUAUGACAUAAGGCACAGUGUCUUGCAGGUAUAGGUCUAAUUAUACAUUAUUUAUUGGAUUAAAGAUUGUGGCAUCACAGCUUUUCAGCAGCACUUUAUUUGUAAUAGAGGAUCUAAACAUCUGUGAGUAGCAGGAACACAGAAUUGUUCCAUUAUGUCCUUGUAAAUGUUAAUUUCUCCAUUGCCUGUACACUUGUCUCGGAUAUCUCAAAAAUGUCUUUCUUUUAUAGAUAAUUCUUUUAAACUACUGCUUUUUGUUUGCAUUUGCCUGCCUUGUAGGCUGAAACCCAUGUCUGCAAGUCUCAAACUUGAGUGGAUAUUUUUGUGUGCCUACAGAUCUUUCUACAAUAUUUUAAUAUUGGAUUUGUAGGAAAUGUAAUAUGAUAAGCUGCAUAUAGAUAAUCACUUCUAAAAUAAUUUAUUAACACCUUU
This is a messenger RNA of Protopterus annectens (West African lungfish), 2378 nucleotides long. It is a transcript of the gene SLC38A12, whose product is annotated as transmembrane protein 104. Bases 227 to 1720 code for a protein of 497 amino acids. The transcript has 10 exons. NCBI's taxonomy places the organism in Eukaryota, Metazoa, Chordata, Ceratodontiformes, Protopteridae. The record is from RefSeq and is a predicted model, not a curated record.